UAUUUCGAUUUGGUCUCGAAAUUUCUAGUCUCAUGCUCUCAAGUCCCUUCCUUAUCCCUAUCUAGCAUAGCCCACCGUUGUAAAACCCUUCCCUUCCUCUCCUCUUUCUCCUAUCCAUCACAGUUCUGCAAUGGCUUCUUCUUCGAUACUGACAUCAACCUUGAAGCCUCUAGCCAUGGCGGAUUCUUCCUCUUCUACCUUUCUCUCCCAUCCUUCACUCUCCACUAUCAUCAACUCUUCCAAAACUCGCUGCUUCUCUACUCUUUCUCUCCUCACCAAACGCACUAACCCACCCUUCUCCUUCUCCCACCUUUCCCUCUCUCUCAACUCCAAAACCCACCUCAAAAAAUCCCCCUUUCUCUCCUCCCUCGCCCAGACUUCGGAUUGGGCUCAGCCAGACGGGGAGGAAACCGGAGAUUCGAGCGCUUCGGUCGCCGUUGAGGAGAACGACCCUGAAGCCACCUUCUCGGAAGAGGAAGGAGGAGGUGGCGAUUUCCCGGAGCCACCGGAAGAAGCGAAGCUCUUCGUCGGUAACUUGGCUUACGACGUUGAUAGCCAAGCCUUGGCUAUGCUCUUUGAGCAAGCUGGUACCGUUGAAAUCGCCGAGGUUAUUUACAAUAGGGAAACCGAUCAGAGUCGUGGAUUUGGAUUUGUGACGAUGAGUACGGUGGAAGAAGCUGAGACUGCUGUUGAGAAAUUCAACCGUUAUGAUCUGAACGGACGGGCUUUGACAGUAAACAAGGCAGCUCCAAGAGGCUCACGCCCAGAACGCCAACCUCGGGUAUACGAGCCUGCAUUCAGAGUCUACGUGGGAAACCUUCCGUGGGAUGUUGACAAUGGGCGUCUAGAACAAGUAUUCAGUGAGCAUGGCAAAGUAGUGGAAGCUCGUGUGGUUUAUGACCGUGAGACAGGUCGUUCACGUGGGUUCGGGUUUGUCACAAUGUCUAACGAGACUGAACUCAACGACGCUAUCGCUGCUCUUGAUGGACAGAACAUGGAGGGUAGAGCUAUCAGAGUAAAUGUAGCGGAGGAGCGCCCGAGGCGAUUUUAAGAUCUCUUUGUACCCUUAACUCUCUUCACACCUCUUGUGGUUUGUUUAGACGAGAUUCUUACACUCUUUUGGCGAUUUUUUUUUGUUUGUUUGAAGUUUGAACUCUGAGUGCGAAGCUUCUUCUAAAGUAAUUUAUAUGUGAUGGUUAAGCAA
Messenger RNA from Raphanus sativus (radish), 1204 nucleotides. RefSeq names its product 31 kDa ribonucleoprotein, chloroplastic. The record is from RefSeq and is a predicted model, not a curated record. NCBI's taxonomy places the organism in Eukaryota, Viridiplantae, Streptophyta, Magnoliopsida, Brassicales, Brassicaceae. Gene Ontology annotation, molecular function: mRNA binding. The transcript is spliced from 4 exons. Gene Ontology annotation, cellular component: cytosol. The coding region runs from base 131 to 1051 and encodes 306 amino acids.